AUGGGCAGCAAGCGAAAGCGGGUGCUAGAGGACUUUGAUCCAAACAAGUCCGACUCUGAGGACGAAAACUUCGACCCAAGCGAGCAGCGCCCUCAGCGCAGCUCCAAGAAGGCUCGGCCGUCUCGCGGAUCUCGCCCGGGCCGCAAGCGGAGCCACCGCUACCGGGGCUCCGAUAUUGACGACGACGAAGACGAAGAGCUCUCCGACAGCCAAGAAGAAGGCUCCUUUGUCGACGACGACGAGGAGGAAGAGCAAGACGCCCCCGUCAACGCCGCCGGUCGCCGCACCCGAAAAGCCGCCAGGACCUUCCACAACUACAAGGAGAGCAGCGACGGUGAAGACGAGGACGCUGAAGAUAUCAAAGACGACGAAGACGACGUCCCAGAAGACGAGCCAGAGGCAGAAGCGGCUGAGGAGCUCGAGGAGCCCGAGGAGCCCCAGCCGAAGGAGGAGUCUCACGAGCCCACCUCGCGGAGACUCGUUAAGCUCCGGGUCCCCAAAACCGCAACUAUGCCUACUACUCGCCGGUCGACACGCGCUAGCACCGCCGACACGGACGAGUUUGUCGAGCUCUCCAACUCGGGCCGUCAUGCCGUCACCUCCCGCGACUCGCGCAGCCGAAGCCCUGAAGCCUAUACUCGCACUCGCAAAUCGUCCCGCGCUAUGAAGGGCCUCAAGUCUGCUCCUGAGCCGAUAGAGCCGAUUCAGGAAGCUACGCAGGAGAGCAGCGCUCCUCGAGUGGAUGACGCGGACCAGCCUGACGAACUCUCUCAGGAUGCCGAUAUACUCGAGGGCAAGGCGGCUGAUGAAGAGAUGCACGAUGUCGCCGCUGGGGACCAAGAUCAGGAGGAACCAAAGGAGGAAGCGGAAGCGACGGAAGCGGCCGCAGGCGAUGACGAAGAUGACGACGAUGUUCCUGUUACGCGCAGGACUCGAGCCUCUCGUGCUGCUGCGUCUGCACCUGAAGAAGGACAAUCCGACGCGGACCCCAACACGACAUCGCGCCGUCUGACGCGUGGCUCGCGGACCAAGAAGUCGACUCAAGAACCUAGCAGUGACUUUGAGCCUGGCGAUGAGUCCGAGGAUGCAGAGAUGUCGGGCAGCGACAAAGCGAAGAAUCAAGAAGACGACAGCCCCACGCCGCGCGGUCGCUCCAAUCGUCGUGGAGGUCGCACUUCACGCCGUGCCGACGACUCUGCAGACGAGGAGCCCGAUUUUGAUCUUGACGAACUGAACGAAGAAGCAAGAGAGCUGCGCCAGUCCUCUCGGCCCAGGCGCCGGCGGCGCGAGUCCCCCGUUGCGUAUCAAGAGCACUCAAGGCGGUCUCGAGCCAAGGUGAACUACUACAUGCCGCCGCUCACGGCUGUCAACAUCGAGGAGGAGGAGAUCCAGGAUCCGGCGCCGACUCCAUCUCGCUCUCGCCGCGGUAGGGGCGGCGGCGGCGGCGGCUGGGAUCGGGGCCUGAACACGACAUACGGCCCCUUUGGCGGUGGUGGCGGCGGCGGCUCCCUUCUGGGUGGGCCAUGGGGCACUGGUGCUGCUGGAGGCGCCGACUCUGAUAGCAGCGACGACGAGAUGGUCCAUCGCUCGAGCGUGGCCGGCAAUGUUGGAAUGACGCCCACUUCUGCAGCCCCCGGCGGACUCCUACCUGGCGGUCAGGGUCUUGCUGCCGAAGCCGUUGGUGCCACGCCUAAUGUUGGCAAAAUUAAGGAUCGCAAGGCGCUUGCAGAUGCCGACCCGCUCGGCGUGGACCUGAAUGUCGACUUCAGCAAGGUCGGUGGCCUGCAGGGGCACAUCGACCAGCUCAAGGAGAUGGUCCAACUCCCGCUCCUGUACCCAGAGCUCUUUGCCAAGUUCCACGUCACGCCCCCUCGCGGCGUCUUGUUCCACGGUCCUCCCGGAACAGGUAAAACGCUGCUUGCUCGUGCCCUCGCCAACUCAGUUGGUUCUGGAGGGCGAAAGAUCUCGUUUUACAUGCGCAAAGGAGCAGAUGCAUUGAGCAAGUGGGUGGGUGAGGCCGAGAAGCAGCUACGGCUUCUCUUCGAAGAGGCACGAAAGACGCAGCCCAGUAUCAUCUUCUUCGAUGAGAUUGACGGUCUCGCGCCGGUUCGAUCGAGCAAGCAAGAGCAAAUUCACGCCUCGAUCGUGUCGACUCUGCUUGCGCUCAUGGAUGGCAUGGACGGCCGUGGCCAGGUCAUCGUCAUUGGCGCCACGAACCGACCAGACAACAUCGACCCUGCCCUCCGUCGUCCGGGGCGGUUCGACCGAGAGUUUUACUUUCCGCUGCCCGACAUUGAGGGCCGUCGAGCGAUCCUCGACAUCCACACGCAGGACUGGGGCCUGUCGGAUCAGUUCAAGGCCUCGCUUGCGGAGAAGACCAAGGGAUACGGUGGUGCCGAUCUGAGGGCGUUAUGCACUGAGGCGGCCCUCAAUUCCAUCCAGCGCACGUACCCACAGAUCUACUCGUCUCGCGAGAAGCUCAUCGUCGACCCGGACAAGAUCACGGUUCACGCGUCUGACUUCAUGAUGUCGAUCAAGAAGCUGAUCCCCUCGUCUGAGCGGUCUGCCACGUCUGGCGCCCAGCCGUUGCCGAGAUCCGUCGAGCCGCUGCUUCGUGCCCAAUUCGCCGAGGCGAAGCGCGUUCUGGACCACUUACUGCCUCGCAAGAAGAAGUUGACUGCCUUGGAAGAGGCCAUGUACGAACAGUAUCAGGACGACGACCAUGGAUUCGGCCGUGAAGUCAUGCACCAGGAGUUUGAGCGAUCGCGCGUCUUCCGACCGAGGUUCCUCAUCUACGGAGUUCACGGCAUGGGCCAGACCUACAUAUCCUCGGCCAUCCUGCAUUACUUUGAGGGCCUGCACGUACAGAACUUUGACUUGCCAAGUUUGUUGGCGGAUGGAAGGCCAAUGGAGCAGGUGAUUGUCGGUCUCUUUACGGAGGUUCGCCGGCACAAGCCGAGCGUCAUCUACAUCCCCAACAUUGACGCCUGGUACGCGACCUUGACCGGUACUGUGGCGUUGAUCACCUUCCAAACAAUGCUCAAGUCGAUCCAGCCCACGGAUCCCGUCUUGUUGCUGGCGACUGCCGAGUGCGAGAAAGGAGGGCUGCCAGGCGAACUGGUGCGCGACUUUUUCGGAUACGCUCGCAAGAAUAAGAUGGAGAUUGGCCGUCCAGAGAGAUCGUAUCGAAUGGAAUACUUCUCCACGACCCUUGAAUACGUCAAGAAGAAGCCAGCAGAGUUUCCAGAUCCGGAGAACCGCAAGAAGAGAGUCUUGGAGGAACUUCCAGUUGCUCCUACGAUUCAAAGCAAGCCGCCCACCAAGGCAGAAAUGAAGGCCGUGCAGAAGAGGGACCAUCAGCUGCUGAACGGCCUCAAGAUUCAGCUGCAGCCGAUCAUGGACCAAAUCAACCGGCGGUACAAGAAAUUCAGGCAGCCGGUCAUCCCCCCGGCCCAGAUCGAGUAUCUCUUUGCCGAGGCGGACCCCAAUUUUGUGCGGCCAGACAUCCCGGGAGCCGAAGUUCGACCCUUCGAGAUCGUCAAGGACAAGCAUGGGAACGACGUGUUGCGCGACACGGCCACGGGCAAAUGCUACUACAACCUGGAGACGACAACAAUAGAGGAGCGCUUGUCGAAUGGAUUUUACGCGCGACCGAAGGACUUCCUGUUCGACAUCAAGGCUCUUGCCAGGGACGCCAGGAACAUUGGGGACAAGGAGCGCACGCUCAAGGCAAACGAGCUCCUCAGCAAUGUGGAGGUCGACGUGGCCAGCAUCGAGACGAGCACGGCUCAUAUUGACUGGGAAGGGCUGUAUCAACGUCAGUUGCAGCGCGCGAAGCUCGCAGCAGAGCGAGAACGCAAGCGGGCGCUGUUGCAGUCGAUCAGUGACAGAUUCCAGUCCGAGCAGGCAGCUGGGAACGACAGCGACUCUCAAGGUCCGGUCACGCUUGGUGAGGCAGUUCCAGGGGCGCGUACCAUGGCCAGAUUCCAGCUGCGUAGCCCGCUGUCGAACGGUCACGGCUUGGGGCUUGAGCAGGCCCAGGAGCCCCAUCCGCUGAGCAACGGGACGUCCAACCAGACGGAUGGUAUCAAGGACGCCGACGUGCAGAUGAGUGGUGUGGAAGACACGCAGGAUGCGACACAGACACCGGCCAUGGGUCCUCCGGCCAGGUCAGCGGACCAGUCCGCCGCGGCUUACACGGGAAUGACUCAAAUUUCGCAAAAGUCGGCUGUCACGUCGCUACCCCCAGGUGUCUCGCCGUCCGCGGUCAUCAACGAGGCGUCAACGACCAAGACAUCGGAUCCAUCGACGCACCGGUCGUCCAACUGGAGCACCCAGCUCACAAACGGAACCCAUGGUGAGCAACGCAACAGCGGUCACGACAACGACGCCGACAUUCCCGAUACGUUGCCGUUGCCCGCCCAGAGCCAGGCAACGUCAAGUGACGAGGUGUGGAUACACUCGCAAGCUCAGGCCAUGGCGCGGGGCGACGUCGCACCCAGCGUAGCCGGGUCCUCUCAGUCGCAGGCUCGUCCAGUAGACUCGGGGUCUCGCAGCGGAGGCGCUCCUCCCCAAUCUCAGGAUACGCACGGCGAGGACUCCCAUCUCGGGAACUCGGGCUCGUCGGCGUCUCAGCCACUAGCCGUCGACGGGGCCGUUGAGGGGUUCUUGGUCGAGGUGACAGACGGUACGUCUGGCUGCACCAUCGAGCAGCUCGAGCAGAUAAAUCGGGAGCUCAUGGAUGAGAUCUGGAGCAGCCGGCACGAGUGGAACCGCAUGAAGGUGCUGGGGCGUGUGACGAGAGUGUUCAACGAUACAAUUGGUGAGAUGGAGAUCACGCAGGGCAUGGACCCCCUGAGCCAGGAGUGA
This is a messenger RNA of Purpureocillium lilacinum, 4869 nucleotides long. RefSeq lists its product as uncharacterized. Gene Ontology annotation, molecular function: ATP hydrolysis activity; chromatin binding; ATP binding. Gene Ontology annotation, cellular component: nucleus. The record is from RefSeq and is a predicted model, not a curated record. NCBI's taxonomy places the organism in Eukaryota, Fungi, Ascomycota, Sordariomycetes, Hypocreales, Ophiocordycipitaceae. Gene Ontology annotation, biological process: positive regulation of transcription by RNA polymerase II.